Trichogramma pretiosum is the source of this 3498-nucleotide messenger RNA. It is a transcript of the gene PAN3, whose product is annotated as PAN2-PAN3 deadenylation complex subunit pan3. Gene Ontology annotation, molecular function: protein kinase activity; ATP binding; poly(A) binding. The record is from RefSeq and is a predicted model, not a curated record. The coding region runs from base 996 to 2687 and encodes 563 amino acids. Gene Ontology annotation, cellular component: PAN complex; P-body. The transcript has 12 exons. Gene Ontology annotation, biological process: mRNA processing; protein phosphorylation; nuclear-transcribed mRNA poly(A) tail shortening. NCBI's taxonomy places the organism in Eukaryota, Metazoa, Arthropoda, Insecta, Hymenoptera, Trichogrammatidae.
UCUGCUCUGUGCCUCUGCUGUGCGCUGCUGCUCUGUAUGCCUCGCUUCUCUCAGUGCGUUGCUGCUUACAAGCCUAAAUAUUAGCAAACAGGAAGUAUUUGCUCUUUCUCUCGCUCUCGGGUCUGUGCGUUGAUAUAGAUACUGUGUGCUAGUGAAGUGACGCCGUCGUUAUAUUUUGUAUUAUAAAAAAAAAAGGACUCUGUGUAGUGGACUUGGUGCGUGCAGCACACACAUAACACACACACACAACAUACACGUACAUAAGAACUGACAAAAAAACACCAACGUCUCGAAACAAAGACCAAGGUUAACAGGCCUUGUGUACAGAGGAUAUUUUCGACUCGCUUUGGAGCAGCGGUCAGUACUUAUAUUCCCUAAGCUCCGGAUCUCGUCGUCGUCGACGGAAUAAGUUAUAGAUAGAUACAUAUACAUCAACAACACAACGAGCCGAAGCGUUACGCACAAUAGCCAAGCAGCAGCAGCAGUCAGUCUCGUCUCUCUCGCACUCUCUCUCUCUCUCUCUCUCUCUCUUAUGGCCAUUGUGGUGUUGUAGUGUGCUGCACCACCACAACAAUUGCCGUAUUAGAUAAGGGUUACGACUUUGCGCGAGCGAGUAUAUACGGUGAGUGAGAGAGAGACGCCGAAGAAAAUCCAUCGCCGCUCGAUCGCUACCUUUCUACACACAACAUAUACACAGACAGACAGACACGCAGGCAAUGCCAUUACUUAUGGAGAGGUUGAAGAAAGAGCACUUUUACUGGUUUUAAUCGAAUGAAACUCGUUUUUAAACAUGAGGAAAAGAUGAUGAUGAGCAUCUGUUUAUCAAUGUUAAUGCUUCUGUCAAACACUGUAUUUAAAAUAUAGUAUCGACUACUGAUCAUAUUUACAACUAUAAAGUUCUGAUAAGCUUUUGAGGAUAAAGAUUUGGUGGACUGCUACAUAAAUAAAUUGAGGAUAAUUGAACACGUUAUCUGGAUCGAGAAAUAAUCUCCAUUAUGGAUCCAUCGCUUAUUUUGACUCACAUACCCCGGUUUCAAGGGUUACCUCUAGAGUCUAAGCUUGUUACUUACAUGACUCACAACAAACCGGGUAUGCCACCUACUAUUUCAUCAACUAUGAUGCCUUCUUCAGUAGAUAAUAUAAUGGAAAAUAUGUCCAAUAUGACAAUCAAUGUUGGUCAGAAGAUGAAUGCACCUCAGGAAUAUGUAGACACUUUACAAGGAGCUGUAAGUCCAAGCAAAAAUUCUCAGCUAAAUGUCUUCAGCCCUGAAUAUACACCAAAAGGAAACGUUAAUGGUACAACCUACUUCUAUACUCCAGUCGUAGAACCAUUGAUAGAGGAAGUACCUCUACAGAUAAACAACUCUCAUCCAUUAUAUUUCAUGGGCAGUGAUAUACGACAAGACGUUUUGGACAAAAAUGCCAUAGCUUUAGCUGAACAUAAUAGACCAGAUGAUCCUAAUAUACCUGCAGAAGUACAAAAUUAUCAAGAACUAAUGCUGCUUGAAGAACCACAAACUGGACCUGGACCUGUAACAUCAACAUUCAGAGCAACUAAUAUCAAAAAUGGUAACAAUUAUUGUCUUCGUAGAGUUCAUGGCUGCAAAUUAUUAAAUAAAAAAAGCCUUGCCGUCAUCGAAACAUGGAAAAAAUUAUUGCAUUCCAACAUUGUGGGACUCAAAGAAGUAUUUUUUACCAAAGCAUUUGGAGAUGAAUCUACGGUUUUUGUUUAUGACUACUUCCCAGGAAGUGAAACUAUGUUAUCAAAACAUUUUGCUCCUAAAGAUGUGAAUGGAUAUGUUGAUCCAUUUUCAGCAGAUCCAACUGCACCUAGACCGUACAGUCAUACAAAAAAUACUAUGUUGCGACAUCAACACAAUAAUAUGUUGCCUGAAAGUCUGAUUUGGAACUAUGUUAUACAACUCACAGCGGCGAUUCGCGUUAUUCAUGCUGCUGGUUUGUCUUACCGGUGUCUUGAUCCAUCUAAAGUUUUAUUGACAUCUAAUUCAAGAAUACGCUUGAGUUGCGUCGGAGUUCCAGAUGUAGUGGAUUAUAAAGAUGAUACAUGUCAAUUUCAAGGAGAAGAUUUAGUAACUCUUGGAAAGCUUGUUCUUGCUCUAGCUUCUCGCAGUUUACUUGCUGUACAUCGUACCGACAUGCAAGGAUCUCUCGAGUUAAUUUCGAGUACUUAUUCUAAAGAUUUGCGAAAUCUUAUAGUGUAUUUAUUAUCAAACUCAGCAGCCAAAUCAGUGACAGAUUUAAUGCCCAUGAUUGGAGCAAGAUUUUAUACUCAAUUGGAUGCUAUCCAACUACAGUCUGAUGUAAUUGAAAAUGAAUUAUCCAAAGAAUUAGAUAAUGGGCGUUUAUUCAAACUGAUAUCGAAAAUUGCUAGCAUCAAUGAAAGGCCUCAAUUUGGUAUGGAUCCCCAGUGGUCCGAAACUGGUGAUCGAUAUAUGAUUAAACUUUUCAGAGACUACGUUUUUCAUCAGGUUGAUCCUAAUGGUCGGCCGUGGUUGGAUCUUGCCCAUAUUGUAUCAUGCUUGAAUAAGCUUGAUGCUGGCUCUACAGAACAGAUCUGUCUUAUGUCUCGAGACGAAAAAACUGUAUUGAUUGUAACAUAUGCGGAACUCAAACAAUGCAUGGACAAUGCAUUUGAGGGACUUCUUCUAGAAUCUGCUAAAGAAUAAGUUUCUGAAAAAAUAAAGUUAUAGUAUAAAGUAGUUGAAAACUCAAACAUUUUAUGACAGUGUGAAUGUGAUAUUAACAACUAAGGCACUGAAAAAAAAAUUUCUUAACUGAAGCGAAAAACAAAUGUUGGUGUAUAAAUAUGUUAUAGGAUAUUAAAACAAACGAGAAUUGCUAUUACUAUACAUAUAAUUAUAAAUAAAUGUACAAAUAAUUUUUUCAUUAACGAGAAUUGGAAAAAGAAAAAUUUGAUUUCCCAGUUUUUGGGAAAAUAUCAAAAAGCGAACUGAGAAUGUAUGAGUUAUGCGAUCGAUCCAUAAUACGCGAAAAUUGUUGGAUUCUUAACUUGCGCGCACACAACUAUCAUACUCAUAAGUAUGUUGUACAUAUGUAUGCAUGUUUAUGUAUAUGUCAAUGUAAAUGCAUAUGACAAAUACAUGCGUGUAUAUAAAUGUGUGCGUUUGGAUUUCUUUUUGUUUUACAGUGAAGAGUUAAAGCUAAUAAAAGUAUUGUAAAAAUAUUAACGUAAGUGCAAAUAAAACUUCGUUUGGAAAUGUAAAUUUAACAGGCCAUCGGAUGGAAUGUACUAAAUGUGAAAAAAUUAAAUUCGUUAUAAAAUUAUGAACAUUAUGAAUGAUUUUGUACACAAAAUAAAGAAUACAGUACCAUGAAAUACAUAUAUGUAAUGAAAAGAUGUUGAAAAUCUAAAUACAACAAGCAGUGUAUAGAGUAGUAAUUGUGUUAGGUUUUAGGUAUGGCUCGUAAGCAUUAAUUUUGAAAUAAAUAUUUAUUUUUGAAUGCAAUCUUAAAAAA